Molecule: messenger RNA, 2076 nt
Organism: Nannospalax galili (Upper Galilee mountains blind mole rat)
Lineage: Eukaryota; Metazoa; Chordata; Mammalia; Rodentia; Spalacidae
Gene: Pdzk1
Product: PDZ domain containing 1
Exons: 10
Coding region: 133-1686 (517 amino acids)
Biological process (GO): protein localization to plasma membrane
Cellular component (GO): apical plasma membrane
Molecular function (GO): protein-membrane adaptor activity; signaling receptor binding
Source: RefSeq, a predicted model, not a curated record
CAGUGAGUUCUAAGACUGGUGUUCACAGCAGAGAGAAUCCUGAGUGACUGAGUGGUUCUUUUUCCUGCAGGCAGAGUCCCUCCUUAUCCCACUUCUUUCUAACCUUCUGGAAAUUCAGUGGUGCUUUCUGAAAUGGCCUCUACCUUCAAUCCCAGAGAGUGUAAACUGUCCAAACAAGAGGGCCAGAACUACGGCUUCUUUCUGCGCAUUGAGAAGGACACUGCCGGCCACCUGAUCCGGGUGAUUGAGAAGGGGAGCCCAGCGGAGAAAGCAGGGCUCCUGGAUGGAGACAGAGUUCUGAGGAUCAAUGGUGUCUUUGUUGACAAAGAAGAGCAUGCGCAGGUGGUGGAUCUGGUCAGAAACAGUGGGAAUUCAGUGACUUUACUAGUUCUGGAUGGGGACUCCUAUGAGAAGGCCAUAAAGAAGCAGGUAGACUUGAAAGAGUUGGAUCAAAGCCUGAAGGAGCCGGCUUUGAAUGAUAAGGAACUGGCCCCUGUGGUGAAUGGAGGGGUGGAGACUUGUACCCAACCACGGCUCUGUUACCUAGUGAAAGAGGGCAACAGCUUUGGCUUUUCUCUGAAAACCAUCCAAGGUGGAAAGGGAGUGUACAUGACUGACAUCAUACCUCAGGGUGUGGCCAUGAAAGCUGGUGUCCAGGCUGAGGAUCGCUUGAUUGAGGUGAAUGGAGAGAAUGUAGAGAAUGCCAGCCAUGAGGAUGUGGUGGAGAAGGUAAAGAAGUCAGGAAGCAGCCUCAUGUUCCUCCUUGUGGACAAAGAAACUGACAAGCGCUACAACGAACAGAAGAUACAGUUCAAGAGGGAAACAGCCAGUCUGAAACUGCUGCCCCACCAGCCCCGGGUGGUGACCAUAAAGAAGGGAAGCAAUGGCUAUGGCUUCUAUCUGAGGGCAGGCUCUGAACAGAGAGGUCAAACAAUCAAGGACAUAGAAUCCGGAAGCCCAGCAGAGGCAGCUGGCUUGAAGAACGACGAUUUGGUAGUUGCUGUUAAUGGCGAGUCUGUGGAAACCCUUGAUCAUGACAGCGUGGUGGAAAUGAUUAAAAAGGGUGGUGACCAGACUACACUGUUGGUGGUAGACAAAGAGACAGAUAACAUAUACAGACUGGCUCGUUUUUCUCCACUUCUCUACUGUCAAAGUCAAGAACUGCCUAAUGGAUCUGUCAGGGAGGCUCCAGCUCCUGUUCCUGUCCUGGGCAUCUCAAGUUCAGAUACUACCGAGGAAGUGGUGGAUCAUAAGCCUAAACUCUGCAGGCUGGUAAAAGGGGAAGAUGGCUACGGUUUUCACUUAAAUGCGAUUCGGGGUCAGCCAGGCUCCUUUGCCAAACAGGUACAGAAGGGUGGCCCUGCUGAUAAGGCUGGGCUGGAAAAUGAGGACAUCAUCAUUGAAGUGAAUGGGGAGAACGUGCUAGAUGAGCCCUAUGAGAAAGUGGUGGGCAGAAUCCAGAGCAGCAGGAAGAACAUCACACUCUUGGUCUGUGGAAGGGAGGCCUAUGAUUACUUUCAAGCUAGGAAAAUCCCGAUCGUUUCCUCCAUGGCCAGUCCCCUGGACACAUGUCCUGAUUCCAAAGGAGAAAUGUCAGCAGAGUCGGAGCAUGACUCACGCACUGCAAAAGAACGGGCCAACAGCACAACCUCAAACUCUUCUGGCUCUGAAGAUACAGAGAUGUGAGGAGAACAAGGAUGGCUCUGGCCAAUAGGAUUCCUAGUACACAUUCAAGGAAGGAGUCACCACCCAUGAGCUGUUCCAACUCCUCUGGAAUCAUUCGUCCCCAUGACUGUCUGCUGUCGUCUUUGUCUUAGGGGCUGCUCUUGUAGAUGGCUUAUUUAUGCUCAACUUAGACGGAAGGCAGGAGCCAGGUUCUUAUGUGGCAUCUUCCAAAGUUCCACUUUCCAUUAUCUGUUGAUGACACCUCUUGCUUCCGAAGGUUCCCUGAGCACUGAGGAUGAUUCUUGUCUACCUGAGCUGCUAGUGAAAGUCUCGAAGCAGACAACCCUAUUACAGUUGUGCUUUUGUAGCAAUGUUAUGGCUGCUGAAAUAAAUUUCCUUAAAAUGCUUUGA